Molecule: messenger RNA, 2364 nt
Organism: Rotaria socialis
Lineage: Eukaryota; Metazoa; Rotifera; Eurotatoria; Philodinida; Philodinidae
Source: the annotation of a GenBank genome assembly
AUGGGUAUUGGUUCAUUAAGUUCUUCCAAUAAUCAAAGUAGCAAUAGCAAUAGUACAACAAUCAACGAGUCAGAUCGAAGACUGUCACUCGAUUUUCAAUACAUUGAUCAAAAUAAAUUUAUAAAAAAAGAAAAUCGCAUUCGUUUUCGACCAACAGAUACGAUUUGUGACAUUGCCAACAGCUUUCUAGCACUUGAUGAACAAGAUGAAAUCUCUCCCGAUAAAAUUGCAUUGGUGUCAGUUUCUCUAGGUGGACGAUGCUGUGAGGUACCUAAACAGAAUGUUCGCAUGACGUUGCACAAAUUAGGAAUCAAAAGUGGAUCGCUGUUAUGCUUUGAACCAUUGAAAGUUGGAAAUCGUUGCAAAUUAUCGCAACUAAUAUUAUUUUCACCAAAUUAUAAUGAGACCGAAAACUAUGAAUGGGACGAAAGAUUGACAACAGUUAAUAUUCUUCUUGAUGAUGUCAUCCAUAUAUUUUCUUUGGAUUGGGUUAAACGUGAUUUUAUCCAAAUCUGCACGUUCUCUAACGAAAAUCUCAAUCGAUCAGAUAAAUUAGGAAAAAAAUUAAGUGAUUUAGGUCUGAGUAGUUACUCGUCAAUAUUUGUCACUAUCACGAAACUUGACUUUUCCUAUGAUAAUAAACAAGAUGAAUAUCUACGUGUUCAAAGUAAUGCACAUGGUGAAAUAUCAUUUUAUGCGUCACUUACAGAUACUCUUAUCGAACUUAAAAGUCAAAUUUUACGUCGGUUCCCACCAUGCUAUUGUGUUCAUGUUGAAUUUAGUGAUGCAAAAGAUGUAACCUUACUUGAAAAAGAUUUGAAAAGAAAGUUAGAAUAUUUGCUUGUCAAGUCUAACACUAUCAUUAAUGUAACUGUUACAGAGGAUCUUCAAACAAAAACAGCGGCAACUAUUAAUCAAGAAACUGAAAGCUUACCAUUACCAUCGGCGAAUACGGAAUCCAUAGACCGAUCUGUGACUGAUUUUAAUAUCAAAUAUGGCAGUAAAAUUUAUACAAAGGUGAUAGACAUGCAGUCAAACAUUCCCGCGACGAUACGCAACCAGAUCAACUUGUCAGCUAGAUCGUUGAGUACGUGUCAAACUGAUUUAAAGCCACUUGGAUUAGAAAAUCUUGGUAAUACAUGUUUUAUGAAUAGUGCACUUCAAUGUCUUAUUCAUAUCGCAGCGUUGACUGAAUUUUUUUUGGAUGGUUUUCAACAAGUUCAUACAUCUGCAGACCAUGCUGAUGCUUACAAUCCAUUUGAUUCUUGUGGAGAAAUGACGGGAGCUUAUGCAGAGCUAAUCUGGAAUAUGCGACGAACCGAUCGUAGGGACCUAGAUUAUAAUCGUUCAUUUAAACCAACACGAAUGAAGGAAACAAUUGGAUAUUUUUCACCUAGUUUCGCCACAUCAGAUCAACAGGAUGCUCAAGAAUUCAUCACGUUUCUGCUAGAUGCCAUACACGAAGAAUUAAAAGAAAAAAAUAAAGCCAAUCGAAAUACAAUUGUUCAAAAGCUCUUUUUUGGAACUUUACAAUCUAAAGUGACUUGUCUUAAAUGUAAUCAUGUCAAAUCUACCACAAACUACAUCAGUUUUCUGCCAAUAUCACUAAAUCAUCAACAGCGAAGAUUUUUAGUAAACUUUGUCACGAAAGAUGGUACUCAAGAACGUACUAUGAUCAAUGUAAAUAGGGAUGGAAGAGUUGGAGAUCUGGUGCAACAAUUUCUUGAGUUUUAUCACCUUUCUCAUCUAUUUAAUCGAAUUAUCGUCAUAGGAGGACUGUCAGAAGGGCAACUUCAAUUCGAUACUCUCCUCAAACAAUUAUCUGAAGACGAAGUAACACUUAUUGAACACGACGAUUACAUAAUUCGUAUGGAAUCGAAUCGAUUUGAUGCAGAAAUCAACAAGUUGAGACUUGAAGAAUGUCUUCAAGGAUUUAUUUCACUCGAAGAACUUGAUGAUCUAUGGUUUUGUCAAGAAAAAACUUGUGAACAAAGCACGACGGCAACCAAACAACUAAGAUUCAACAGUCUUCCGCGUGUAGCUAUUAUUCAACUUAAAAGAUUUUCAUAUUCGAAUGGUUUACGUCGAAAAUUAGAUACAUUUGUAGAUUAUCCUACUGAUGAACUUGAUCUCAGUGACUUAUUGUCAUCAUCGAACAAAGAAAAGGCCAUCUAUGAUUUGAUUGCUGUUAGUAAUCAUAUUGGAUCUAUCUCUAGUGGUCAUUAUACUGCAUAUGCACGACAAGAGCCAAAUGUAGAUGAAUGGUACGAAUUCGAUGACGCCUAUGUAUCAAAGAUUCAUUCAACCUGUAAAAUCGUAUCAAAAGAUGCCUAUCUUCUUUUCUACGUUAAACGGACGAAAUAA